Messenger RNA from Ananas comosus (pineapple), 866 nucleotides. Its product is annotated as UDP-N-acetylglucosamine transferase subunit ALG13 homolog. Gene Ontology annotation, cellular component: extrinsic component of endoplasmic reticulum membrane; UDP-N-acetylglucosamine transferase complex. The record is from RefSeq and is a predicted model, not a curated record. The transcript has 3 exons. Gene Ontology annotation, biological process: dolichol-linked oligosaccharide biosynthetic process. Gene Ontology annotation, molecular function: hexosyltransferase activity. The coding region runs from base 126 to 494 and encodes 122 amino acids. Lineage: Eukaryota; Viridiplantae; Streptophyta; Magnoliopsida; Poales; Bromeliaceae.
CGUACGGGGGAGACUCUGUCCGCGUACAGGGGAAAUUCCCGGUCCGUUCGGCGGUCUGUCGGCGGCGCCGCGACCCGGUCCAAAUUGGCGGUUGGUCGCGAGGCGUGACACAUAGGUAUACUGAAAUGCAGGUUGCAGCAGAAGAUCGAUCGAUUGCUGUGGAUUAUUUCACUUUCUCACCAAGCAUUGCUGAUUUUCUGCGAUCAGCAUCUCUUAUCAUCAACCAUGCAGGUUCAGGGAGCAUAUUCGAGACAUUGCGGUUCGGUAAGCCAUUAAUUGUGGUGGUGAAUGAGGAUUUGAUGGACAACCAUCAGAGCGAGUUAGCGGAGGAACUUGCAGCAGACCGGAAGCACCUCUUCUGUGCCCGCCCCCAGACACUUUGCGAGAUCAUCGAUGCCAUGGAUUUGGAAUCUCUCGUUCCUUACAUGCCUGGAGAUGCGCUGCCUGUUGCUAGGUUAAUCGACAAUUUCCUUGGAUUCCGUACUGAUCGAUGAAUGAUGAUCGAGUGUUUAUCUCUAAACAAGGCGGCGUAAACAAUCCCAACGCGGUGCUCCGAAUAGCCUCAGGAGCUGGUGUUAUCUACUGCGGAGAAAGAGCUUGCGGGGGUCGGCAAUUAGAACUUCACCAACCCGCUGCCUAAAAUUGAAUCCACAGCGAAAGAUUUUGAUGCCAGAAUAAUAGUGGUCUUGUUUUUUUUUUUUUUUGUUUUUUUUUUUCCCUCUCUCUUCCCAGUUUGUAUCACUGCCGAGAUCUAUUAAAACGCUUCACAAGCAAGCGAAUUUGAGUCAAUUUCGAAUUCAGUGCGUGGGCUGUUAGUGGGUCCAUUUUUGUCUGGGCUCCGUGGAGGUCCAUUUGAUUGACUCUUA